Molecule: messenger RNA, 875 nt
Organism: Vigna unguiculata (cowpea)
Lineage: Eukaryota; Viridiplantae; Streptophyta; Magnoliopsida; Fabales; Fabaceae
Product: basic leucine zipper 43 pseudogene
Source: RefSeq, a predicted model, not a curated record
CUCAAAACCAAUUCAACUCUCUCUCCAUCACUCACCACUCUACCUUCCUCCACCCUUUUGCAAAACCAAAACCAUGCAAACCAGGGAAGUCUCAGCCCUCAAUUAUUUACUCCCUUCAAACCCUUCUCCCUACCCUCCCAACAACAACUUCACAACCCUCCAAAACAACAUUCCCACAUUUCAGUUCCAAAGAUUCUCCACCCAAUUAUAUGGCCACAACCACAACACCACCCCCUAUGAUUUCAGCCCUCAAUCAUCAUGCAUCAGCAGCAACUCCACCUCUGAUGAGGCUGAUGAACACCAACUCACUCUCAUCAACGAGAGGAAGCACAGGAGAAUGAUAUCAAACCGAGAAUCCGCACGUAGGUCUCGGAUGAGGAAGCAGAAACACCUUGAUGAGCUUUGGUCUCAGGUCAUGUGGCUCAGGAAUGAGAACCACCAACUCAUAGACAAACUCAACCAUGUCUCAGAAAACCAUGACCAAGUUCUCCAAGAAAAUGCUCAGCUCAAAGAACAAGCCUCAGAACUUCGCCAAAUGAUCAGGGACAUGCAGAUACACAGUCCUUCCCCUUCCUUCACCCCUUUUCAAGAUCAUGAUGUUCCUUGCAGCACCUCACCGUUUCUCAGAUCAGAUUCUUCAAACCAAUCCAACUCAUGUAACAACAACAUGGAUCUCCUCGGAUGAAUUUCCACACAAGAGGCUCCAAAUUUUUAUCAUCUCUUUAUCUAAUCUUCUUUUGCUUUUUUCCCUCUUUCUUUCUAUGUCUAUGUGCAAGUCAAAAAAAAAAAAAAAACAAGUCUUUUCCUCCCUUUUUCGCUGUGUGAGAAGAAAAGAUAAAUGCCAAUAACAUAUCUUGAUGAGUAUUUUCAUUUCA